Messenger RNA from Salvia splendens (bonfire salvia), 1566 nucleotides. Its product is annotated as annexin D6. Gene Ontology annotation, biological process: response to cold; response to heat; response to water deprivation. The transcript is spliced from 5 exons. NCBI's taxonomy places the organism in Eukaryota, Viridiplantae, Streptophyta, Magnoliopsida, Lamiales, Lamiaceae. The record is from RefSeq and is a predicted model, not a curated record. Gene Ontology annotation, molecular function: calcium ion binding; calcium-dependent phospholipid binding; phosphatidylserine binding. Bases 424 to 1323 code for a protein of 299 amino acids. Gene Ontology annotation, cellular component: cytoplasm; plasma membrane.
UCUUUGGUAAUGCCGAACUCCUCCGAACUCUUUGGUAAUGCCGAACUCAUACUCUUCCUUGGGCUUCGGGCUGAUGGGCCGUCAUUGCUGUUGGGCUUGUUUAGUACGCACCCCAUCAGUUACAAAUCUGUUGUGGUUUCUGAUCACUGUAUAUUAAUUGUUGAAAUGUUCAGCAUUUGUACGAAUGGACUUAUAUUUGCUCAGAAUCAUCUAAGAUCGUGAUCGUAAAUGCAGAAAACUUUUCGAUCAGCAUUUAUGAAAUUCACUUUGAAUCUGAAUCGUCGACCAGGUGUUUGUUUGAUCUUAAUUCUCUUUGAAUAGUUGAUCAUCAAAUUUUCUCAGAAUUCCUGUAUUUUAGAAUGUGAUUGCUCCAGAACAAUGAGCAUUAUCUAGAAAAGCUCAUGCUAAUACUCUGAAGAAUGAAUGAAUGCUGGUACUUUGUUUAAUUUAGGACUGGGGACGGAUGAGGAGGCGAUAGUCAAAAUUCUAGCGCACAGGAAUGCAACACAGCGAAGGUUGAUUCGUGAAGCAUAUACUGCAGCUUAUGGAGAAGACCUUCUUAAAGACAUGGAGAAGGAAAUUUCUGGCGAUUUUCUGCGUGCACUAGCUGUGUGGACACUCGACCCAGCUGAACGAGAUGCACGACUAGCUAACGAGGCUACAAAGAUGCUUACUGCUAACAAUUAUGUGCUCUUGGAAAUCGGUUGCACCAGGUCUUCAUAUCAUCAUUUUAAAGUCAGGGAGACAUAUCAUCUCCUUCACAAGAAAUCUCUCGAAGAAGAUGUUGCACAUCACACCAGUGGAGAUUACCGGAAACUUCUGGUUCCUCUUGUGAGUGCCUUUCGAUAUGAGGGAGGUGAGACGAACUUGACAUUGGCAAAAUCGGAGGCUAAGAUACUGCAUGAGAAGAUAACUGGAAAGGCCUACGGUGAUGAUGAGAUAAUACGGAUUCUGACAACAAGGAGCAAACCACAGCUUAAUGCAACACUUAACCAGUACAAUGAUGCAUUUGGAAAUCCUAUCAAUAAGGAUUUGAAAUCAGAUCCUAACGAUGAGUACUUGAGGUUCCUCAGAGCAACGAUUAAAUGCUUGACCUCUCCCGAGAAGUACUUUGAGAAAGUGCUUCGCGUUGCAAUCAAGGGGGCUGGCACGGACGAGAAUGCUCUGACUCGGGUUGUGGUUACUCAAGCUGAGGUUAACCUGCACCGGAUCAAAGAAGAGUACCUCAAACGCAACAGUAUUCCUCUGGAGCAGGCGAUAGCUGGAGACACCUCCGGUGAAUACAAGAAAGUCUUGGACGCAUUGCUCGGAAAGGAAGAUUGAAGCGUGUAAGAAUGAAAUCAAAGUGCUUUUGUGUGUGAUGGUGAGUUUGUUCCGUCUCUUGAGAGAUUUGUUUGAAGACAUGAUUGGGGUUCUGUUUAAUGUUUCUUUCACUGAAUUUAAUGGUUUUUGGUUGCUUUACCCUAUCACGUUGUUGAAUGGAUUCAAUCAAAGUUCACUCUUGUAUAUAUUUGUAUAACAAGAAAAUGGUUGAAUCAUAUUUAAAAACUAUGCCAAAGUAUCAAA